Molecule: messenger RNA, 3161 nt
Organism: Syngnathoides biaculeatus (alligator pipefish)
Lineage: Eukaryota; Metazoa; Chordata; Actinopteri; Syngnathiformes; Syngnathidae
Product: NIPA-like protein 2
Exons: 11
Coding region: 311-1459 (382 amino acids)
Biological process (GO): magnesium ion transport
Cellular component (GO): membrane
Molecular function (GO): magnesium ion transmembrane transporter activity
Source: RefSeq, a predicted model, not a curated record
AACCACCACUUGCUACAAAUAGGGGUAUUGUGAAUAGUAUUAAGACAAACUCUCGUGACCCUUGUGAGGACAAGCGGCUGGGGUAAUGGAUGGAUGGAUGGAUUUAUUAAACUGUCAGGGGCAUGGCUAAGCCACUGCUGUGGGCGGUGCUUCCCGUGAGGGACAUGGCCAAACCACUGCCCAAGGCGGUACCACCUCCGACAGCUGUCACAGAGCUGUGUCACAUUGGGACACUAAUUAGACCAGGCAUUUAAGUUGUAAACGGCAUUUGCCAGUCAAACAUUGUACAUUCUGAGAAGAUUCACACUACAUGAUGUAUCUCCUGGGAAUUAUCAUCUCUAUAUGUGGGAACUUCCUCAUCAGUGUUUCCCUCAACAUACAAAAAUAUGCCCACGUCUGUCUGUCUCUGCAAGGCUCCAAGCCUUACUACACCUCUGUGCGGUGGUGGUGUGGUCUGGUUCUCAUGGGGGUUGGGGAACUGGGGAAUUUUGCUGCCUACGGCUUUGCCCCAGCAUCCCUCAUAGCCCCACUGGGCUGUGCGUCAGUUAUAGCAAGCGCUCUAAUUUCUGUGAUUUUCCUCAAGGAGACUCUCUGCGUCUCCAACAUUGUUGGUGGCACCCUGGCAAUAACAGGGACCUACGUAUUGGUGACGUUUGCUCCCCACACGUCCACUCACAUUACAGCCCAUCUGGUCCAGUACUACGUGAUCAGCUGGCACUUCCUGCUGUACCUCAUGAUUGAGGUCAUCGCUUUUUGCAUCCUGCUCUUUCUAUACAAAAAGAAGAAAAUGAAGCACAUUGUUAUUGUGAUGCUGCUGGUGGCCCUGCUCGCUUCUCUGACGGUCAUCUCAGUCAAGGCUGUCUCAGGAAUGAUCGCAGAGACGAUAAAAGGUCAUCUGCAGCUCAUAUACCCCAUCUUCUACGUCAUGCUCGUCGUCAUGGUGGCUUCCUGCGCCUUCCAGAUCAAGUUUCUCAAUCAGGCAAUGAAAAUGUUUGAUGCCACAGAGGUGGUUCCAAUCAACUUUGUGUUUUUCACUGCAAGUGCCAUUGUUGCAGGAAUCAUCUUUUACCAGGAAUUUGAAGAUUUGGCACUACUGAAUAUUUUCAUGUUCCUUUUCGGAUGUUUGCUAUCCUUCCUAGGGGUUUUCCUGAUUGCCAGAAACAGGCCAAAAGUAAAACAGGAAUGCAACUUUAUAGCCAUGGAUAUUGUCCCUGGAAAGAGACUUACAGACAGAGUGCAGCCUGAGACCAAAACUCAAACAUACGGAUCGUUGGCAGCCAAGUUUAUGUGCAACAGAGGUGACCAAACUGAAGAGUCUUGGGAUUUCUCCCAUCUGCUGAGACUGAGGAAGUGUAAAUGCCUCCUAAAAAGUAAAUCUGCAGCCUAUUUUAAGACAUUCUCUGGACAACCCUCUUAUCUGCAGUACCAGAUAACAAAAAUAGUGACAAGGAGGUAUUAGCAACUCCCAAAAGUGGAACUUCAUGUGACAUGACUAGUUCUGUCUCUCUCACUCACACUCACACACACACACACACACACACACACACACACACUCACACACACACACACACACACACACACCUCAGAUCUUAUUUAAAAAGAAAAAUGUUCCAUCAGUGUAAUGAUUUGCACAUUAAAGCAAAAUGUAAAAAGGUGCGGUAUGCUUUUGGUGUAUAUGUCAGUUACUGACGGUGGUUUGUGGGCCAUGAAAAAAGAUUGGACCCCUUCUUAAAUUCUUAUAUUUUUGCAGUUUCCCCAGUUCCAGAUCAAACUAAUGGAAAUAAAACGCCCAACUGAUCUUAAAAUGCUGUUUUUUUUUUUUUUUUUUUUAAAUGAUUUUAUUUAAGGACAAAACGUUUCAAAGCUAACUGCCCCUGUGUGAAAAAGUAAUGCCCCUCCCUAAACUGAAACACUGUUUGGGCCAACCUCAGCAACAACAACAAAAAUCAAGUGUUUGAGAACUGGCAAUGAAUCUCUCACAUCUCUCUGGACAUCUUGUUGCCCACUCUUCUUUGCAGGAUGGAAUUCAGCAAAAAAAUAGAGGGUUUUCAAAUAUCUACGGCCUUUUUAAGGUCAUGCCACUGCAUUUCAAUUGGAUUCAAGUCUGGACUUGAAAUAAGCCAUCCAUAACUUUUUUUCUUCCAAAGGCCACUUGGUGUGUUUUGCAUCGUAUUGUGCUACAAAACCUAAUUGAGCUUCAGAUCGAAGUUACAAAUUCAUGGUGGAAUAUUCUUCAGAAUUCAUGCAGACUUCACGGUGCCCUCAAUCAUAGCAAGUCGACCAGGUCCUGAGCUGAGACAGGAGGCCUCGAGUUCUUUCACAGUUGUGGUGAGUACCUUUGUGGCCUCCUGGAUCGGUCAGUUCUGUUCUCUUGCAGUCAUCUUUUUCUCCAUGUGAGAUUAAUGACCCUGCCUGUGGUUCUCUGGAAACCUAAAGCUUUACAAAUGGCAUUUGUAACCCUUUCGAGGCUGACAGAUGAAUACUUUUCCCCCACUCUUCUGGAGUUUUAUUUUUUUUGCAUGAUGUAAUUUUGUUUAUUUUUAGCUUUUUCCACACAGGGCCAAGUCACUGAAUUUUUUUCCCCUUGAUGAAAUCAUUUAAAAAUACCAUUUCAAAGUUGACUUGGGUUAUAUUUGUACAUUAUUUACAUUUGUUUGAUGCUCUUACAAUGGGGAAACUUUUCAAAAAUAUGCGCGGACAGGCCAAUGCUUUUUCUUUCCAUUUCACCUCAAAUAAUCCAAACCACAUGAAGACUUAAAUCUAAAAUUGAGUUGCCAAGCAAACAAAUCUUUAAUUCCCUCUUAACACCCACAGAUUAUGGGAUGUGUAUACAAGACGAAACGUUUAGGGAGGAGUCUGCCCCUUCUCUCACAUUGCCUCUGCUGUGUCAUAUAGUGUUGGUAUUUUUGUUCCUGCUGGUGAAUGUGAUGCAUGUAGGCUAAAGUGUUGGUUUUCUUCUGUUGAGGAAAAAGGAAAUAUGGUUGAUGAAAUACUGUUAACUUUGGGGUUAAAAAAUGUAAAUACAAUUGUACUUGCUCAUGGGGGAAUAUGCUUGGAACAGAUAAGGAAACAAAUGUUCAUGCAAGCACAUCAGCUUGAUGUUGACAGAUGUAAACAUAGAAAGAAACAUCGAUGGUUGGUUUUGUUCUUACAGUGCUUGG